Molecule: messenger RNA, 2934 nt
Organism: Cyclospora cayetanensis
Lineage: Eukaryota; Apicomplexa; Conoidasida; Eucoccidiorida; Eimeriidae
Product: CREB-binding protein
Exons: 7
Coding region: 22-2934 (970 amino acids)
Biological process (GO): regulation of transcription by RNA polymerase II
Cellular component (GO): mediator complex
Molecular function (GO): transcription coactivator activity
Source: RefSeq, a predicted model, not a curated record
GCAGCGUCACCAACAGCCGCAAUGGCGCUGCCGCUGCAGCCUGCCUGGCGGGAGCCCGCCAAGCGACAGCUGCCCUCCUCAGCCUCUGGGCAGCUUUUAGAGGAGGCAGGCACUCUAUUUGCCUCCCCGCCAAAAGCGAAAGCUCGCCGUCUUGAAGGUCCAACAAGGACACCCCGUAUAUCUCCCCCCAGCACUGCAGCAGUAUCAGCCACAGUCCUGCCGUGCUCCUCCCAGCUACAGAGCAGCAGUCCUCUCUCUUUGUUUCCUCUGAAGAGGCGGCUGCAGCCUUUCAUGGACGCUGAGGAGGAUGCUGGCGCUUCUGCCGCAGUCGCUCCUGUUGCAGCUCGAGCAGCUCCCCACAAUGCGACUGCAGCAGGUACAGUAGCAGGGAACAAGACCCGAUCCAACACCAUGUUGCAGUCUCCAGUUCGAAUGUACUUUCCUCUCACCGCCAGGGGAACUCCGCACGCCUCUCGGGAGCUCCCGGCCUUUCCGUCGGGAGCUUCGAGAUGCGCCCCUCCCGCCGAUGCUAUCCCCGGUAGCUCAAAUCCUGCAUCUCUGUCACCACAGCGGCUGCAAAUUCAGCCUGUUAGGCCUCAGCACGUGUCUCCAAUGGAAGUGCGACGGCAGCGGGAGAGUCCUUUGGCUCUCGAUGCGCGAUCUCUGCUUACCGCUGCUGCGACUGCGGCUGCUGCUGGUGGAGCCCAAAGCCCGCAGGGAGCUCAAUCAACGCUUAAGGAGCAGCAGCGCUGCUCUUUCCUCGCCGAUUUGGCAUCUCCUUUUAGCUCCAGCAAACGCAGCAGGGCAUUGGCGUCUCCAGGCGCAAGCGGUAAUGGCGAUGGCGACGCGGCCGCUGCUUCGAGAGGCACCACGAUGGUUGUUGCAGCUGCAGUGGCAACUCCUUCAUCCACCCGACGAGCUACUGAUUCUUCCAGAGGGGCGCCUCCUGGUACUCCCGGAGGGGAACCAAUAGACUACAAAGUUUCUCCCGUAAGCAGCCGGCGACGUGCCUCUCCCUACCAUGGCAUGAGGAGCACCAGCACCAACAGCGGCGGUAGAACUGCCACGCUGAAAGAUGAGGAGGCGCUAUCCGCUUUUCGCCUCACCCCUCCAAGAAAGAAACCCCAACUCUCCUUCGAUAGUACGACGGCACAGGAGGCUGAGCACACACAGCAAACGCAGGAGGAUGACAAAGAUCGGCAACAUCAGGGAGCAGCACCAGGUUGCGCCAGCUUACAUCUCACCCGGCAACAGAUUGCUUCCAUGCAGCGCCUUUUCUUGCAACAACAACAGCAGCAGCAUAGCGAUGGUUUCUGUUGCAGCUCCCUCGACAGUUUCGCCGCGACAGAAACCACUCCCAAUUCUGUGCCGCUCAACAGACAGCUUGAGCGCCUCUGUCGACUCUAUGGACUGCUAAGGAUUCUUUUUGACCGCUUUCACGACCGCGGGGAGCCUCUCCUGCUAUUCACUUCCAUCUUGCCUGCGUACACGAAGCUGGCUCUCACGCAUCAUCCCCGCAGCGCCUCGGAGUCUCCCCUCCGCACCGACAUGAGCGACAGCAAUGCCAGCAGUGCUAAGGACGGCGGAGAGCGCUCGCUUAGCAGCGCCUCCCUCGGUAGCAGCAAAGUAAGGCACGACCUUAUAAAGGAUGUGGGCCGUCUGGUGUGGCUGCUGCCGCAGCUGCUGCAAUGGAAGCCGCGGAAGCUGCGUAAUUCUACUGCCGCACCACCACCAACAGCCAACUGGGGCCCAUUGCAGCAAAACCACUCACAAUACGACAUACAGAUCCUCGAAUUAAAAGAUGGGGUCCCCCUUUCCGCGCGUGCUAAAGACGGAGAGGAGCGCCAGCAGCAGCUGCGGCGGCGCCUCAUCGCCUAUGCGUUGCAGUGGCAAAACUAUUGCCUAGAGCAGCAACAGCAGCAACAGCAGCAACAGCCGCAACAGCAGCAACAGCAGCAACAGCCGCAACAGCAGCUAUUGCUGCUGCGCUGGAGCAGAGAACGGCUGAUUCAGCACGCCAGCUGGGCUCCCGGGUUUGAUGUGGAGAUGAUACCCUCUCCUCCUGCUGCCACAACGCCUGCGCUGCACCCGCAGGAGCAGAGACAGAACGUGUUGCUGCCUCAACAGCCACCAGGAGCGUUCAAGGGAGACCCCGUGAUAGGGUGUAUUGGCGGUAGUCCUGUUCGCUGCGUCGUGCCAGAGCAACAGCCGCAGAAACAGCAGCUGAAUUUGCUGCAACAACUGCAGGAUGAGGGCAGCAAAAGGGUUGUCUCUCCCCCGCGCGCUGCCUCCGUCAGUGGGGCCUCCUCUGUUAAUUCUUGCUGGACGGAUGUCUCGCCUUACCAGAGAGCCACUUCGGAUGCAACAGCAGGGUCGAACUCGCCCGCCGUGCAGCUGUCUCCUCUAAGCCGUGGUCGGCAGCCAGUGCGUAGAUUCCCUCUUUUGUCUUCGCCUAUAAGAACCCGCAGCCCAAGCCCUCUCGACCGGCGUUCUAGUUCCAGCAGCAGCACAAGUCCGACCAGAAGUCCUGUGUCUGAACGACUGCGCCGCAAAACCGAGGAGCGCAUGGCUGCUCGAUUGCAGCAAGAAGCAGCGCAGCAGUUGCGAAGAGAGUUGUAUGACAACGUCCAACGCCUUCAGGAAGCGCACAUUGUGUUGCAGUGUCUUCUGGAUGCAUGUGUCUACCACGAUCGACGCUCUUGCAUUGACAUUAGGGUGCUAACAGAUUUAUUUGUUUCCAAAGUGAGGACCCCAUUGCCUCUCCCAGCUGUCGAGAGGGCUGUGCUCUUCCUUGAGGGUCUUAGCCCACCAGCUCCCGCGGCCCUCAGGAAGGUGGUGGAGUCGCAGCUUCGAGAAGCACAGGAUGCUGCAUUCGCUGCAGAUUCCAAGGAAUGCCACGCGACACUUGGCUCGUGUAGCCCGUUGCUCAGAUAA